AUGUCCACCCACAUUGCACAUACCCUCCUCUCACGUGCCCACUCCCCCGACACCGCCUCCCAACUCUUCACCGAACGUGUGAAACAAAAACCCCUCCACCUACGACCUACCUCGCCUUCACCCUCUGACAACCGCGACCGGCGUCGUCACCACCGCCUCCGCAAGAAGGAAUACUUCCUACGGAAACAGAAGCCCCGUCCCCUAUCGGCACGCGAGAAACGCGUCUCAGGAAUCCACCAGCUCCCCGUCCAUGAAUGCAAAUACGCCGUCUUUAAGGGCCUGCAUACCCUGUGGGUCAGUUACAUGCAGGAGAUCCUGGAUCUGAAGACGCGGGAUCCUGCGGAUGCGUUGAUUUCGCCGCUGUCGCAUGGGAGUAAAUUGGCUAGUGCGGAUUUCCAUGGCUCAGAGGUCCAGGUCGUUAGGAGCAGGUGUCAUGGUAGAGUGGGGUUGAGGGGGAUUGUGGUUAGGGAUACGAAGUUUACGUUUGUGGUGGUUACGGAGGGGGAUGAAGUUAAGACUAUUCCAAAAGAACAGACCAUCUUCCGAUUCACGGUGCCUUUACCAUCCUCCUCUGUGUCGGAAAAGAACGAUCCUGCAGAAAAGAAAGAAUUCGUCUUCGAGCUUCAUGGGAGUCAGUUCUUGAAUCGGCCUGUCGAUCGCGCAAAUAAGAAGUUUAAAUGGCGGAAUGUGGAUUACCUUUAG
Aspergillus tanneri is the source of this 702-nucleotide messenger RNA. Its product is annotated as RNase P/RNase MRP complex subunit. Gene Ontology annotation, cellular component: ribonuclease P complex; ribonuclease MRP complex. The record is from RefSeq and is a predicted model, not a curated record. Lineage: Eukaryota; Fungi; Ascomycota; Eurotiomycetes; Eurotiales; Aspergillaceae. The transcript has 2 exons. The coding region runs from base 1 to 702 and encodes 233 amino acids. Gene Ontology annotation, molecular function: ribonuclease P RNA binding. Gene Ontology annotation, biological process: rRNA processing; tRNA 5'-leader removal.